AUGGAUUUAAACCUUAAGGUGUCAUCUUUAAUAACAGCACAGGGAGAAUGGAAUGUUCUUAAGCUUAAUGAACUCUUUCCUCCUUGUGAUGUUACCCACAUUAGAUCCUUUCCACCUGAAGUUAGUGUAGCUGAUAAAAGUGUGUGGGCCUACACAAAAGAUGGAAACUAUUCAGUGAAGAGUGGUAAUUGGGUGCUCACGAGGGAAGCUGAACUAAUGGAGGUCAUCCCUGCAGAUUUGCAAGCCGCUAACAAGACUAAAGAAAGGGUAUGGAAGGUUUCUACAGCUCCAAAGAUCAGAAUCUUCUUAUGGCGAGUUUUAUCGGGUGCCCUUGCGGUUGCUGAUUGCUUGAGGCGACAUGGUCUUAAUAUUAAUCUAGUGUGUCAGCUCUGUAAUGGAUCAAAUGAAACAAUAUCUCAUGUUUUGUUUGAUUGUCAUUUGGCUCAUAAUGUCUGGAGUAUCACGGGUUUGCCUUUGUGGUCACACGGAUCGCCUAUCUCCAUUUCUGAACGGGUGGAUCAUCUUUUGAAUUUAAUGGAGAAGCAAGAUGUAGAUAAAGAGUUGCGAGAGGCUAUUCCUUGGUUAUUAUGGGAGAUUUGGAAGGCAAGGAACUCUACUCUGUAUGCGGCGAAGACUAACUCUCCACAUUUUGUUGUUGCUACAGCGUUGGAAGAUGCAAAAGAGUGGUUACAGCAAAAUAUUCACUCUCAACAAGGCAAUGUUCUAAGAAACCAGAGACAAAUGGUGGGUGAGAAGUUAUGGACUAAACCUGCGUUCGGGAAAAUUAAAUGCAACAUCCAUACUUCUUGGAUCAAGGACUCAUGCCAUGUUGGAGGAGCUUGGAUUGCAAGGAAUCACGCGGGGGAUGCCAUUUUUCAUGCGCGGGAUGCUUUUAUACCGAUGUUUAAUCGUCUCGCUGCGGAGCUUCAUGGUAUACUUUGGUGUCUUAGUGGUUUAAGAGAUAUCCAUAUCGUAUCGUGUGAACUAUGGUCCGAUUGUGGUGCGGCUAUUGAUGCUUUACGCAGACCAGAAGUUUACCCUAAAUACCGUUCUCAGCUUCUAAAGAUACAACAGGUAAUACGGGUGAUGCGGGAGGUUAGUUUUCACCUCUCUUCACCGAAAGCCAAUUCUUUGGCUAGAGAGAUUGCUUGUAGUGUUACUCGAGAAGGACGGUUUACAUAUUACUUAACACGUGGUGGUCCGGCUUGGCUCCACAACCGGAUUGAGGACGAGCGGCGAGGUCGACGUUGA
Arabidopsis lyrata subsp. lyrata is the source of this 1251-nucleotide messenger RNA. RefSeq lists its product as uncharacterized. Lineage: Eukaryota; Viridiplantae; Streptophyta; Magnoliopsida; Brassicales; Brassicaceae. Gene Ontology annotation, molecular function: nucleic acid binding; RNA-DNA hybrid ribonuclease activity. The transcript has a single exon. The record is from RefSeq and is a predicted model, not a curated record. The coding region runs from base 1 to 1251 and encodes 416 amino acids.